AUGCAUCCGACAAGUCUGACUGAGUGGCGCAAGCUGCCUUUGAGUUUGAGUGAGCUCUGUAUCAACACAACUCUACGAUGCGGCCAAUCCUUUAGAUGGCAGCACCUCCCCGACAACGAAGAAUGGCGAUGUGUCCUCUAUGGGCGCUUUCUUUCACUAAAACAGGAUUCUGAAUACCUGUACUAUCGCUCAACUCCUCCUCCCCAUCUUCACAUCCAUGCCGCCUUGCAACAUUCCUCCCACAACGAUGUCGAAGACCCGCUUGUGCGCAUUAUCAACCAUUAUUUCAACCUAACGCCCAGUUUGACCGAUCUCUACUCCCAAUGGUCAUUGAACGACCCAAAUUUCAAGAAGAAGGCCUCGCAGUUCACCGGAAUUCGAAUCUUGCGCCAAGAUGCCUGGGAGGCAUUGGUCUCAUUCAUCUGCAGCAGCAACAAUAACAUCGCUCGCAUAUCCCAAAUGGUGGAAAAGCUAUGCACGAUAUAUGGACAAAGCGUGGCGGAAAUUGACGGCCGCACUUACUUCGACUUCCCAAAGCCCGAACGCUUAACCGGCCCAAAUACGGAAAGCGAGCUCCGAAAGCUAGGAUUUGGCUAUCGGGCUAAAUACAUCUAUGAAACUGCUCAGACAAUAGCUGAGAUGCGGGAGAAAGGUUGGCUGGAUCGUCUUAGCAACCCUGAGUGCCCGGCAUUCGGCGUGGAACCCAAACCCAGCAACGAAAUGAAACCAGAGGGGCGAGAUGGAUACCGUGAAGCUCAUGAGAAGCUCCUAGAGCUCAAGGGAGUGGGACCUAAAGUGGCAGACUGUGUAAGUCUGAUGGGUCUUGGAUGGGGGAUGUGGCAAAUCGCACAGCGAGACUACCGGUUCGGCAAAAGCUCCAGCAAGACCUUGAACAAGACUACUUACGAUGCUGUUGCAAAUCACUUCCGCAAGCUCUGGGGUAAGGAGGCUGGAUGGGCCCAUAGUGUGCUCUUCACGGCAGACUUGAGGACAUUUGCAGAUAAACUUGCCGCUACAAAGAAGGUCGAUGUGAAGGUGGAAGAGACAAAGUCCGAGGUCAAGAUUGAGACGGACGUCACAACUGCCAUCGCUUUGAAAAUGCCAGAAGAGGAAGACGUGGACGGUAAGGUCAAGGUCGAGGAUAUAGAUGUAGCCGUCAAGACACCCAAGGGCAAAAAGCGCAAGGAAUCAGACGGUAUAAUCCAUGCUGCUCAUACGACAGAGACUCGAAGGAUAUCCAAACGGUUACGGCGCUGA
Molecule: messenger RNA, 1257 nt
Organism: Penicillium canescens
Lineage: Eukaryota; Fungi; Ascomycota; Eurotiomycetes; Eurotiales; Aspergillaceae
Product: 8-oxoguanine glycosylase OGG1
Exons: 3
Coding region: 1-1257 (418 amino acids)
Biological process (GO): base-excision repair, AP site formation; nucleotide-excision repair; base-excision repair
Cellular component (GO): nucleus
Molecular function (GO): 8-oxo-7,8-dihydroguanine DNA N-glycosylase activity; damaged DNA binding
Source: RefSeq, a predicted model, not a curated record